Messenger RNA from Pygoscelis adeliae (Adelie penguin), 2850 nucleotides. It is a transcript of the gene LDLRAP1, whose product is annotated as low density lipoprotein receptor adaptor protein 1. Gene Ontology annotation, cellular component: early endosome. The coding region runs from base 116 to 907 and encodes 263 amino acids. Lineage: Eukaryota; Metazoa; Chordata; Aves; Sphenisciformes; Spheniscidae. The transcript has 9 exons. The record is from RefSeq and is a predicted model, not a curated record.
CGAUCCCCCGUGACCAAGCGGAGUACGCACACUCGCUGCAACCAACAGCGGCUCCUGGCCGAAUACCGAGCUCCCGGAGAACUGGACUGAUACCCGCGAGACGCUGCUGGAGGGGAUGCUCUUCAGCCUCAAGUACAUGGGCAUGACGCUGGUGGAGCAGCCCAAGGGAGAGGAGCUCUCCGCGGCCGCCGUCAAAAGGAUCGUCGCCACUGCGAAAGCGAGUGGAAAGAAACUGCAGAAAGUGACUCUGAAAGUCUCGCCCAGAGGGAUCGUGUUAAACGACAGCGGAACAAACGAGCUGAUCGAGAACAUCUCCAUAUACAGGAUAUCCUACUGCACGGCAGACAAGAUCCACGAUAAAGUGUUUGCCUACAUUGCCCAGAACCAGCUCAAUGAGAACCUGGAGUGCCAUGCCUUCCUCUGUACCAAACGGAAAAUGGCGCAAGCGGUCACCCUCACCGUAGCCCAGGCCUUCAAAAUCGCAUUUGAGUUCUGGCAAGCGGCUAAGGAAGAGAAGGAGAAGCGGGAAAGGUCCAUCUUGGAAGGAGAAGGGACGAGCAGCCCCAGCUCAGAAGGACCUGCCCACCCCGACGCACCAGCAGCCACAGGGAACUUGCUGGAUUUAGAAGAUCCUGCCAAAUCGCCCCUGACCAGCAGCGCAAACUCCCCACACUUAGAUAACAGCGUGUUUGGGCCCAGCUCCUCUGUAAAUAACAACGUGGUGUGGGAAAUGGAUGAUGGUCUCGACGAGGCAUUUUCAAGACUGGCUCAGUCGAGAACAAACCCGCAUGUCCUUGACACGGGACUGACGGCUCAGGAUAUCCAGAGUGCCGAAACGCUCUCACCUGUAGACUGGAACAAAAUAGAUUCCAACACAGGCGAGAAAGAUGAUCUGUUCAUGUUUUGAGGUCAGAUGCAUCUAACAGCUGACAAGAGAAUAACCACUAAAAGUCUAUGGACUGAAUCAUGCUGUUCCGGGUGCUGUACGCAAGGGACUCUUCUGAGGGCUCUUCACCAAGUCGGUUGAUGUUACAGCACAGUUUAGACCAAAGCUUUAGAAAUCUAAUGCAGAUUUUUGUACUUUGCUUUUAUCUAAACCACGAGAUGCUCUUCACCAUAUUUAUUCAUAGCCGUUACAGUUUACAUAUAUUAUUGGAAGGUGUGUAGAGCAUCUACAAUAUUAGGUGGCAAUAUACCAUGGAAGAACCUUCAGCAGUGCCUGUUCCUCUCUGAAAAAGACUAUGCAACGCCAAAGUCUCUCUGUAUGUACUUUUCUAGACGAAGGUCUGCAGAUGCAAAUGCAAUUGCAAGCACAACUGUUACUAAUCCACUGUUUCUUGAACAACACAUCACCUGCCUAGGCGGAGGGGAGGAGAUUUGCAGCAGCUGCUAACAGUGUUAAAAUCAAAGAGGUAGCAGAGAUCUUGCUUUUGUUGUGAAUGUCUGUGAUACUCUCACAGUUGUCAAUCACCCCUACGUGUUCUGGCUGUUUCUUUGCCAGCUUCGUAUGGGAAUUGACGCUUUUUUACCCAAAGACUCUAUGAAGUUUUGCACUUUAAAACUUGAACUGAAAGCAAUGGUCCGAAUUGUCAAGGUAAGCACUGCCUGUAACUUCUCUUCAGAAGCUGUUUACCCAAAAAAACCCCAACCCAGCAAUGCUGCAGGUCUGUUUCAAAACUGACUACUCACGCGCACCGUUUCUGAUGCCACUCAAAAUACUAAGGCUCCGUUGCACUGUUGGCUUUAAAAGCAAAACCACCAGGGAGUAACAAUUUGUUUUGCUAAAGCAUGUUGAAAGUUGCGGGUUGGGUGAACCCAGUAGCACAAUAGAUCUGUGUUCUUAGCUCGGCUAAGUGGAUUUGGCUGUGCAUGCCUUUUUGCUGUCUCAAAACCAUUUGGUUGUUGCUCACAGUCAAUAGACUCAAAUGGAAUUGGAUUAGGCAAGAGCAAUACCUGGAUGUUCAAUUAGCAAGAGGUGCCCCUUCCAGCGGUACUCCGAUCCUCUUCCCCCCGACACCCGCAUCUCCCGUGAGGCUUGGGAAGCUGUCUUCAUCUGCUCCUGGAAUUGAAAAUAAGUAAUGGAGGUAUAAAGCUUAUGCUAAUUAAAAGAUUAAGUUUAAUGAUCCUAAAUAGUUGCACUGACAGUUUGCAGUGUUUGUGGCCUUAUGUGAAGUAAACUAAUCUGUUUUAUAGAUUUGUAACUUGGUUUUGAAACACUAAUUCAUUCCCCAGAUAGCUCUUUAUAACUCUCUUAAAACUGCUUGCAGGAAAAAAAAAAAAAAGAAAACCCUCUUUGGCAGCUGUAAGAAUUUAUUAGGAAACAGCUGAGUGACUCUAACUUAGAUUUGAUUCCCCCCCCCAAGUGUUGUUGUGAUAAGGUAUCGAGGACUUGUGAAGCUGACUCAUCAUGUCUCUUAAUAAAAUGUGUGCUCUGUUUAUCCUGUAAAAUUGUGUUUAAAGCAAUUUUACAUCUUGAAACUACUGUGCCCAUGACUUAUUUGAUCGUACGUGUAGCAUCAGUCUCGCGACUGAAGGAAUUAUUCAAAGCUUGUCCGUGCUACAGAGGCACACGGCAGAGACAUGAACCUGUUGCGUAAGCAACGCCAAAACUGCGCUGAAGUGGUUGUAGCAAGCGCCUUGUCCUGACCCCGGGGAGUGGUGAUCUUCCUAGGAAAGAGCUUGGGCUGCAGGAAUGGACUGUGAGGAUUUCUCUGUACAUUGGUAUUUCUCCUUUUCUAGAGAUUCUAGGAGCAUAUACUGAAAUGCACAAUACUAUAUAUGUAUGUAUAUAGUUUUUUAAGAAAACCUUCUGCUGUAAAGAAUAUCUGUACUGAGGAAAAUAAAAGUUCU